Molecule: messenger RNA, 2330 nt
Organism: Cucurbitaria berberidis CBS 394.84
Lineage: Eukaryota; Fungi; Ascomycota; Dothideomycetes; Pleosporales; Cucurbitariaceae
Product: tripeptidyl-peptidase-like protein
Exons: 3
Coding region: 385-2229 (614 amino acids)
Biological process (GO): proteolysis
Molecular function (GO): tripeptidyl-peptidase activity; serine-type endopeptidase activity
Source: RefSeq, a predicted model, not a curated record
UUCGACGUGUCACGACCGCGUUUGGCACAUGCAGGGCUGAGCUGGCCGUGUGCAAGGGUGGCGAUCGUUUUGGUUCCCGGACCUGCAUGAAACGUCCGGGGGGAAGGGGUGGGUUGUUGCUUUCGCGCCUUCUUGAUUUAGAGAGCUUGUUUAUUUAAAAUGACGCCAGAGGCAAUGUUGAAAGGGUGAUAUAAGUGGUGUUGUGCCCCGGUAGGAACAUCCUCGUCCAUCGUCUCUCGACCUUCACGCUCAUCCACCCUGUGUUCGAGCGACUUUGCCUAGAAGCGCAGGUAGUUGGGUUCUCCGAGUGUUAUUGCUACAUUGUCGGGCUUUUGUUUGCAUUUCCUCGGAUUGUUCAUACGAUAUCACCCCCCAGUUCUUACCAUGAGGUACGCUCUCUUCACGGGCCUGUUGGCCAUCGCUGGUGUCAAUUGCGGGACGACUUCGGGUGUUUAUCACAUUGAGGACGGUAGCGAGACCGUUGAACACCUGCGCCGCGUUCCUGAGGGAUGGAAUGAAGUCGGAGCUCCGUCGCAAGAUCGCAAGUUGCAUUUCCGCAUUGCUGUACGCUCGGAAAAUCCUGACUUGUUCGAAAGGACUCUCAUGGAGGUGUCUACCCCUAGCCACCCUCGCUACGGCCAGCACUUAGAGCGUGGGGAGCUCAAAGACCUCAUCAAGCCACGUGCGGAAUCGACGGCUGCUGUUCUGUACUGGCUCGAGUCGGCCGGUAUAGAGUCGAGAGACAUUCACAACGAUGGCGAGUGGAUUAACUUCUAUGCUCCGGUCAAGCGUGCAGAAGAGAUGAUGGGCACGUCCUUCAAAACGUACCAGAGUGAAAUCCGUCCCACGAUCAAGAAGAUCCGUUCCCUAAGCUACUCGGUUCCAAAGGAGGUUCGCAGCCAUAUCGACAUGAUCCAGCCGACUACUCGAUUUGGCCAGAUCCGACCGCAACGGAGCAACGUUCUUACCCAGGAAGAAGCCCCGUUUUCAGUUGAGGCGAUCAAUGCGACUUGCAAUACUGCCAUUACCCCGGCCUGUCUGGCCGAUUUGUAUAACUAUGCCGGCUACAAGGCCGAUCAGAAGGCUAAUGUCACUAUCGGUGUCAAUGGUUUCCUCGAGCAGUAUGCGCGCUAUGCCGACUUUGAUCAGUUUGCUGGAUCUUUUGCCCCUUAUGCUGUUGGAAGCAAGUUUAGUUUCACUUCCGUCAAUGGCGGUCUCCUCGACCAGAAUUCCACCAAAGACAGCGUAGAAGCCAAUCUCGACGUCCAAUACACGGCAGGUCUGGUAGCACCCGCGAUCAAGACCAACUUUUACAGCACCUCUGGACGUGGCAUUCUUGUCCCGGACCUGGAUCAACCAACUCAAGCUGAUAACGAAAAUGAGCCGUAUCUGGACUUCUUCACGUACCUUGUCGGCCUUGAGAAUGAGAAGCUUCCCCAGGUGCUAACAACCUCGUAUGGCGAAGACGAGCAGAGCGUGCCUGCCGAGUACGCUAGGAAGGUAUGUGACCUGAUCGGUCAGCUCGGCACUCGCGGUGUGUCAGUCAUCUUCUCCAGCGGCGAUACUGGUGUCGGGUCAGCUUGUCAGACAAACGAUGGCAAGAACACCACCCGCUUCCUACCAAUUUUCCCUGCCUCUUGCCCGUAUGUCACUUCCGUAGGUGGUACCGCUAGAGUCGAGCCAGAACAGGCUGUUGAUUUCUCGUCUGGAGGCUUCUCCGAUCUAUGGCUGCGCCCAGCUUACCAGGAGGAUGCUGUAUCUGGUUACCUCGAGCAGCUCGGCAGCCGUUGGGAAGGCCUCUACAACCGCGAUGGUCGCGGGUUCCCAGAUGUCGCCGCUCAAGGUAGAAGCUUCCGCGUCGUAGACAAAGGCAGGGAGAUUUCAGUUGGAGGAACUAGCGCUUCAGCGCCUGUUUUUGCGUCCGUCGUCGCGCUCUUGAACAACGCUCGCCUUGCUACCGGAAAGCCUGCCUUGGGCUUCCUGAACCCUUGGAUCUACUCUCAGGGUUAUAGAGGCCUCAACGACAUCGUGAACGGAGGCUCUACUGGAUGCACUGGCAGGUCGAUCUAUUCGGGCCUGAAGGCGCCACUGGUGCCGUACGCUUCGUGGAAUGCCACUGAAGGCUGGGACCCAGUCACCGGUCACGGCACUCCAGACUUCGAGAAGCUUUUGCGAAUCUCGCAAUCUGGUGGAUAUGCUGGACGUCGUGGUCUUGGAGGUAAAUUCUAGGCUCGACGUUUAGCGGAGUUGUUAACGCUUCGUAAUGCGGACGCCGAUGGCGGAUCAUUGAAUCUUAGAACUAGAAUAAUGAAAUAUGAAGCAUUCGCAUG